Chara braunii is the source of this 989-nucleotide messenger RNA. NCBI's taxonomy places the organism in Eukaryota, Viridiplantae, Streptophyta, Charophyceae, Charales, Characeae. The record is from the annotation of a GenBank genome assembly.
GUAGUAAGGGACAAGAAUCGAGUGAGGGGGAGGAAAACUCGGAAGAAAGUGACGAAGCGGGAGGACAGGAGAGUGUCACUAGCGAGGAAAGCGACUAGAGAUUGGUGAUAGGGUGCAUGGAAAGCGUGGUGGAGCACGGAAUCGCCCGAUCACCUAAGACCACUGGCAUGGGGCGAACCGAGGAGGAUACCGAGUUAGGGGCGAGAUUAAGCAAGUCGGCAGAAGAAGCGACCGAAGGGAUAGAAGCUAUUAGUAGGGCCUUAAAGAGCACGAAGGCACCUCUCGGAGAGAGAACUAUGGAAUUACGAGCGAGUUCCGAAGAGCGUUUGCACCAGGAAAUGGAGCCGCGAAUACCAGUAAGAGAGAGGACGGCGGAAGCCACGAGGGGCUUUCCGGUCGAAACCCGAUGGGCAGGUCGCAUGGACGCAGAAGAGAGAGUCGGCGAGGGGCAAGAGUUCCCUCGUGAUAGGGCUGGAUGCUGGGCACCAAAGAGGGACGAAGAAGGGACCCUGAGGAGGAGGGAACUAGCAGAAAAACGACCAACUGAAAUUGGGGGAGGACCGCGAAGAUGGGCUAGGAGAGAGACCAGUUCCACGUGGGUACAGGAAGAAGCGGUAGGAAGGAAUGUGGGGGGAUUCAGAGACAUCUGGGGGGGAUUUAGAGGCCAAGACCCCAUGCGCUGGGAACGUGAAGACCGGGGCGAUAGAUGCCGACGUGAGGAGGAACCGUGGGGACCUCCGAGGGCUCGAUCAUGGAUGAAAGAUUUAGACCCGGCUUGGUACAAACCCUACGACCCGACGAUAAAUGGACCGGCGGCAAAUCCUUACUUCCGUCGGUAUGAUGACCGACGAGUCCCCUACUACAAUGUGAACUUAGAACUAGAAUCGCUCUACUUCAAUGGAAGGGACGUGAUCAAGUUCGUAGAGAAAUGAGAGAGUUACACCUGCCGGAAGAAGUUUUCGGAGAAAGAAUGAAUCGACCACUUUAUA